Messenger RNA from Pseudogymnoascus verrucosus, 2711 nucleotides. RefSeq lists its product as uncharacterized. The transcript is spliced from 6 exons. Gene Ontology annotation, molecular function: microtubule binding; GTPase activity; GTP binding. Gene Ontology annotation, cellular component: cytoplasm; microtubule; membrane. The record is from RefSeq and is a predicted model, not a curated record. NCBI's taxonomy places the organism in Eukaryota, Fungi, Ascomycota, Leotiomycetes, Thelebolales, Thelebolaceae. The coding region runs from base 283 to 2556 and encodes 757 amino acids.
UGAAACACCAACAGCUAGAUGCUUCACUUUAGCGUGUUGGUCCCUAAGGGGUGUUUUCCCGCAGUAGUGUGCUUUUAGUAUGUUCUACUUUCAGUUCUAUGUAGGUCGAGGUAUGCUGCCGUUGGCAAUGCGUUCAAACUGUUCAUUUUGGGAACAACUAUGUAUAUAUAUCUGCGUGCCCUUUCAAACUUUCGUUUUCUUCCCAGAUUUAAUCCUCUUACAAGAACAUCAAUACCAAACCAAGUCACAUUUUAAGCUUGCAAAACACCAGCAUAAUCCACAAUGCAGAGCGCAGAUACUCUUCUUGUUGGUAAUCGUCAGACUCCCGGUGGAAGUUCGGGGUCCGUAUCUGUCGAUACGGAUUCGAACCAAAAAGCAAUCCCAAAGCACAAGCACAGUGGUUCGGAUGGCGAAGUCAAUGGCGAGGUAUCUACAACUUUACUAGAGGAAGAUCCGUUCAGUAGUGAGGCAAGCAAGAUUCUUUUCGAUGGCGUGGAUGAAUUGCGAAGGUGUGGCGCUGCCGUCGACCUCGAUCUUCCACAGCUUGUAAUCGUGGGAGGCCAAUCUGCUGGAAAGUCAUCUCUACUUCAGAGUUUGACAGACAUUCCUUUCCCAGUAGGUGACGGAUUAUGCACUCGAUUUGCGACCCGGAUAAUCUCGCGAAGAUCCGCCCCCGAUAGCUCCGAUUUUGUGAAAGUAUCCAUCGAAAAGGGCGAUUCGGAACCAUUCAGAGGUCAGGCCGACGAUCAGAGAGAGCCAUUCAACCCCCACGUGAAUUCUAUAACUGCAGAGGUCUUCGCAGAUAUUUUGGAACAGGCGAGUAAGUAUAUGGGAAUCACAGAUCAGCGUGGAUCGAAGCAGAGCAAUUUUUCUAGCGAUAUCCUUAGAAUCGAGCUUCAUGGACCAACCCGUUCCCACUUUGGCAUAUUGGAUGUGCCUGGAAUCUUCCAUGCAUUGACGGAAACCGUGACCGACGAAGAUAUGGAGCGCGUCACUGCCAUGGUAACUUCACAUAUGAAGAAGCCCGAGAACGUCAUCAUCUGUGUGGCUCCUGCUACUGGUGAUUUAGCAAUGCAGCAAAUAUUCACACUGGCGAAAAAGCACGCUGAAAGCUCGCGGGUCGUAGGAGUAUUCACAAAGUGUGAUCAGGCACCCGACCCUAAGAAUAUUGUGCGGAUAGUUCGAGAUAACCUCGAAAUUGGCCUCCACAAUGGUUGGUUCGUGGUCCAAAAUCGGCCUAAAAAUCCGUCCCCAACAUUUAAUCAAGAAGAGGCCGAGAAGGCAACGUUUCGCAGAGACCCAUGGACUGAUAUACCCGCAAAGCAACGUGGUACCCCUGCGCUGAAGAAAUUUCUUGCAAUCACCCUUUCCUCUCGAAUCCGCACAGCGUUUCCAGAGGUGCAAAGGAAAAUAAAAGAGCUGCUGGCGAAAGAGACGGAUUAUUUGGAAAGUCUAGGAGAGGAAAGACUAAGCCAAGAGAGACGACGGGAAUAUCUCCUAAAGAUUGUGGGGAGAUACCAAGAACUGGCUCGGGACUCCCUGUCGAACCCUGAAAGGUUACCUUUGUCUGCUAUGAAGCUGCGCGGGUUGACUAAAACUGCCAUGGAAGGCUUCGCCAAUAAUAUGAAGCUAAAGGGACAUCUUCAUAAUUUUGCCGACGUAAGUGUCAGUGAAAGUACGGUUGAUCCUAACGAUUUGUACAAGGAGAUCCGAACCCAGAUUGCGGAAAAUCGAGGAGAAGAGCUCAACAGUAUGACAAACCCAGCCGUGAUGAGACCUCUCUUUACCCAGCAGACUAGCAAGUGGGAAGCUUUCGGGCAGGCAUACUUGGAAGAGGUAGUGAAAAUGAGCAAGAAGGUUUCUUUAUUGAUUCUUGAUUAUGCUUUUUCCGAGUUUGCAGUUCCCCAUCAUACCGCAAGCGAGCUGAAGAACACUAUCGACGAGUUUGAGACCCAGUCUCUAAACUACGCAACUCUCAAACUACGCAACAUUUGCCACAGAAACUCAACGUUUCCUCUAGUAACGACCGAUGAAAACUUUAAGGCUAAAGUUAAAAUUGCGCAAAGUGAUAGGUUCAUUGCCGCUCUCAUGCGAUACAGGGAGAAAAAUCCACCUGCGUCGUUUAUCCAUGCCUAUGCGGACAAGGAAGUGCCAAAAUUGGUUCCAGAGAUGCUAAAACUGACUAGUGGUUGGGUUGUUAUUGAUACCAACAGACUCAACCAGCUAUUCGACGAGGUCCAUCCUCGUGCUACCCGAAACACCGAAGAUGAGAUUCACGACUUGUUGAAGGCGUAUUAUGAGGUUGCCCUCGAAACGUUCAAAACGGACAUCCAUCGCCUUGUGGAGGAAUUCCUCAAGGAUCCCAAAGGGCUCAUCCUCGGUUUGUCCGACGAGUAUGUGCUUACUCUCCACAAGGAGCAAGUUGAUAUAUUAGGAGGGGAAGAUGAGUUUGUGGUUAUUUCUCGCAAGGAGGCGAUGGAAAAGAUCAAACGUCUCCAGCAAGCGACGAAGAUUGCUGGAGACACGAGGACCAAGAGCAUGCAACUUGAGAGGUGAUAUAAAUGACACUAUGGAUAUGUUGGCGCAUGAAACAAGUUUAUUUUGGACUAAAGUUGUAGAAAAAUACUUAUUUCCUGAAACUCUAGAAAUGUUAUAAUUUCCUUUACAAUUCUCUCAUUAAUACCAUUUAUUCAUACCACUGUCCAUCCACC